Molecule: messenger RNA, 2111 nt
Organism: Mugil cephalus (flathead mullet)
Lineage: Eukaryota; Metazoa; Chordata; Actinopteri; Mugiliformes; Mugilidae
Product: RNA-binding Raly-like protein
Exons: 9
Coding region: 451-1329 (292 amino acids)
Cellular component (GO): nucleus
Molecular function (GO): RNA binding
Source: RefSeq, a predicted model, not a curated record
UUUUUUUUUUUAUCUUCUUUUUCUUCCGUCCUUGUCUUGCUGUUCCGACACGGGGGAAAAUGUUUUCUGCAUGCAAUGCUUUAAAUCUUGGGUGCUGAGUGUUGGUGCUCCGGCCACAUCCACUGAGAAAUAGCUCUACGUGCUUACGGACGCUCUUGGUAUUUUUUUGUACCUCCCUUUCUCUCUCUUCCUCUUCAGCAGAUUCUUUGCGAGCACACUUGUUAUCAUCCCCAGCCUUUUGCUUGUUUCGGGCUCUUCUUUUUUUUUUUUUUUUUUUCCUUUUAUCAUGGCUUGUUUUGGUGUGGUUUUGGUUUUGGUGCUUUUCUCUGAUCUCGCAGUGCUUCUCUGGUGUCGGAGGCUACACGCCUCCGCUGGCGCAAAAAUAACAGUUUUGAUUUUCAUCUUUGAGGAUUUUGCUUUUCUAAUAGCAGGCAGAGCUGCAGGACUAGGAUGACUGGGAAGACCCAGACCAGCAACGUGACCAACAAGAAUGACCCGCGCUCCCUCAACUCCCGAGUCUUCAUCGGCAACCUCAACACGGCUGUGGUGACCAAGGCCGACAUCGAGGCCAUCUUCGCCAAGUACGGAAAGAUAGUGGGCUGCUCGGUGCACAAGGGCUACGCCUUCGUUCAGUACGCCAGCGAGAGGAACGCGAGGGCGGCCGUCGCCGGGGAGAACACCAGGGUGAUCGCUGGACAGUCACUAGAUAUCAACAUGGCAGGAGAACCAAAGCCAUACAGGCCAAAGAUGGGCUCCAAGAGGCCCCUUUCAUCCCUAUACAGUGGCUACGAGUUUGACUAUGAUUACUACAGAGAUGAUUUCUACAGCAGACUCUUUGAAUACCACGGCCGCGUUGUGCCCCCGACCAGAGCUGUGAUCCCCAUCAAACGUUCGCGGCUAGUUGUCCCUUCUACACGCAGAGCCAAAUCCUCCUUUCCAGUCAGGGCCUGUUCUUCCUCCUCCUCAUCCUCAUCUUUGUCCACCCGGGCGAUCAAUGCUGGCGCCUCCGUCACUGGCCCUAAACUCAAGACGGACCAACUCCUAACAAUAAAGAAGGAGCUGUCACAGAUCAAGACCAAGAUCGACUCAUUGCUGGGAAGGCUGGAUAAGAUUGAGAGGCAACAUCGCUCCGACGCUGAGAUGCAGAGGAAACAGGAGGAGGUGUGCGAGUGUCUCCAUGGUGACGCUGCAGACCACUCUGGCGGAGAGGAAGCAGAGGGGACGGCCGAGGUGGAGGCGGGUGAGAUGACGGACGGCGGUGAAGACGACUUUGAAGAUGAAGGCACCAGCGACAUGAUAGAGAACCACAUAUCAGACAUUGACAACUGAGUAAGUUGGGGGUGAAAAGAAGCCGACAGUACAAGAAGUUGGGAGAACAAAUACCAGCAAAACCUUCUUGAUCAAGGAGGUGUCCUUAAGGGAAAGUAAUGAGUGAAGUGACUGACACCAGACUUUUUUUCGAGCUUGUUUUGUGCUUGUUUGUUGCUCAUUUGCCUCAUUAUAACAUGACACUCCUGACGCUUCAUCUAAAUGCUGGGUAUAAAUACACUCCGGUCUACUUUGAGAUCAACUACAAGGAGCAAUCAAUGAUUCCCCCUCAAACUGAUUGCCUUUCUGCAAAACAUGGACAAUACAGUAUAUUGUGUGCUUAAUAUAUUAUGGUCUGUAUUGUGCAUAAAAAUACAGUUACGUGAUCAAUCUGAUUAAAAUUGUCUACUUUAUAUCUUUGUUGUACCACAAAUGUAUGUUUCUGUGCAUUGGAAAAACUGUGAAGAGCCACAAUGCUGGCUGAAAGCUGAAUGUGAAUGUAAGAUAACACAUCUUCUUUGACACCUGCUUUAUUUAUUAGGACAUUUUGAUGAAAUGUACACUGUAAUUUCUUCACAAUGUCUCCACACUGUUGUACACAUAUCACGUUUGUUAUUUGUUCUACAUGCUGAGAUCCAUUUCUGUAUAUUAUGUUUAUGGUAGUCGAACAAUGACUAAAUUAUGCUGCCAGCAUGAUAAAAAAAAAUGUGGCUAUUAUGGAUCAUUUGUAUUCAUUGCAUCCAUUGUACAGCCAUGGAUGAUAAGAAUUUUUUGACAUAAACCUACUCCCAACCCCCACUGAA